Messenger RNA from Capsicum annuum, 2290 nucleotides. RefSeq names its product alkylated DNA repair protein alkB homolog 8. The coding region runs from base 888 to 1667 and encodes 259 amino acids. Gene Ontology annotation, biological process: DNA damage response; fatty acid metabolic process. Gene Ontology annotation, cellular component: mitochondrial matrix. NCBI's taxonomy places the organism in Eukaryota, Viridiplantae, Streptophyta, Magnoliopsida, Solanales, Solanaceae. The record is from RefSeq and is a predicted model, not a curated record. The transcript has 4 exons.
ACAUAUUGUGUAAUCUCGAGAAGCGUGUGAAGAGUAAUUUUUUUAUUAAGUUAGAAUACAUAAUUCCUCCCCUCCCCCCUCCUUCCCGAUACCCUAUUUCAUCUUCUUCACCAUUCUUCUUCUUCAUUCUUUUUUUUUUGCUAAAUUUAAUUCUCCUACCAUUGUUUUUACUUUUUCUCCUUUCUUGUUCUUACUUUUGAAUUUGAUUUUUAAAAAAAAUUGUUGUUAAUCUUAUUCUUUUUCGCCAUUAAUGUGCCAAAAAAAAUGAAAGUUCGUCAAAAAAAAUAGAAGUUUGCUACAUUUGAAUUGUUGGAUUUUCAACAUAUUAUUCAUAGCAAGAGUCAAUGUAUGUAAAUUCAUGUAAAUAACAACAACAAAAAAAAAAUUAAUCCAAAAAAAUGGAAAUUUACAGUGAAGGGGAUGGGGUGAUGACGAUGAGUUUGUGUGUGAAGACGUCGGGAGAGGAGUGAAGAAGACGACGAUCGGGUGGGUGGGGAUGCUUGAAGACUAGGGGGUGUGGUGAAGAAGUCACGACGGCGUGGUUUUUUUUUUUUUUUUUUAAAUUAAGAAAUUAUUAUUAAAUAAAUAAUUAAAUAAAAAAUAAAAAAUAUCAACAAUUUCAUGUAUAAUUUUAUUUUGUCACGUAUUUUUUUAAUUAGUUAAUUUUUUCACGUUGUUAUCAUGUGUGUGCAACACACCCUUUAGAACCUGAUAGGUAUAGAUGUUUAAAUAAAUUUUGACAUGUCUAUCAAUGGUGAUAAAAAGUCCGUUUUAUGCAUCCAUCUAUUUAGUGUGAUUGAAUCAUUACUUUACAUAUGUUUACCUACGGUGUACAAUAGAGUGUGGCGGGAGAUAUACGCAAAGAAGCGCAGAUUUUUACAACAAACAUGGAAGAGGUGAAGAGUAUUGUAAGGGAAGCAUUUGGCGAAUCAUCAAACAGCGAAGGCGAAGAAGAAGAAUAUCUGGAUGCUCAUUCUGCUGAGAAUCUGGAAAAUGGAAAACGCCUAUCAUCCGAAUCAGUGUUUGGAGAGAGUCAUAACUGGGAAAGUAUCACUGAAAUUGAUGGUCUUUGGUUGUGUAAAGACUUUUUAUCAACUCAUCAACAAUCAAACUUGUUAUCAUCCAUCCAAAAAGAAGGAUGGUUUGCUGCGUCUUCAAGCAAUCAGGCUAUGAGGUUCGGUGACCUACCAGGGUGGGCGGUUGAGCUCUCCAGCUCUAUUCAUGAGGUGAUUCUUUUCAGUAAUUAUGCUGCAGAGUUAGAAAACUAUGAGACGGGAAAGGAAGCGUGUAUCUUUCCACAAGAUCUGUUAUGGAGGGAACCUAUAUUUGAUCAACUUAUAGUUAACAUGUAUCAACCAGCUGAGGGGAUCUGUCCGCAUGUUGAUCUAAUGCGGUUUGAGGAUGGAAUAGCUAUCGUCUCUCUAGAGUCAACCUGCGUGAUGCAUUUUUCUCGAGUCGAGAAUGACACAUCCGGAGUCCAAGAUCCACAACACAAAGUGCCUGUGCUUUUGACACCAGGAUGUCUUAUUUUGAUGUGGGGAGAAGCACGCUAUCUUUGGAAACAUGAGAUUAAUCGAAAGCCUGGGAUCCAAAUAUGGGAAGGCCAAGAGAUUGACCAGAAGAGAAGGAUAUCAGUGACACUGAGGAAGCUGUGUCAAACUGAAUAGAAUUUAGUGUUGCAACAGUAUUGCUCAUCGUCAUUUUCUUGCCGGGGCCUGGCUUGGUGGGCAACUAAAGUAACCUGUCCUAAUGAUUGUUCCAACAAUCAUUACAGCAAACUUAGUGCUUAGGCAGGAGCUCAGGCUUAUAUUAUUACUGUUGCUUUAAAAAGUGGAAGGUUAUGGUGUGAUGAUGGGCAUGCAUUAACACAUGUUUGCCUGAUCCUAUUGCGAAGCUACUUUCUUGUCUAUGACUGCAGAUUUACUCAACACAACUGUCCCUUCCCUGAAGAAAAUUUAUUUAGCUUUUGGCUUUCUUUACCACCGUAUAAUAUUAGAGGUAAAAGCGUGUCGUCAUCCUCGUCAUUUCGAUUUAUGUGGCAUUUCCUACUUCAAGCUAUUGGAGCAAAAUCCUGGAAAUACUGUAUGUAAGGACCAUGCUUGAAACUUUGAAGGCUAGGGGUGUCUCCUAGGAAAAUUUGAGUAUAUGCUUUUAUUCUCAAGUUGGUUCCAAGUACCCCACGCAAGAACUUACCACCGGACCCGGCAAAACAUGCAUUCUUGUGCACUGAUUCUUUUUCUAUUGUUGUCGUGAUUUAUGAAUGAAUAGAAUCUCUAUUGUUAACCCCCAA